UUCAAUUUUUAAUAUAAAAAGGGAAGCAUCAAAAAAAAUCUUAUUAUAUUUUGUAAGAUAUUUACUCGAAAAUCAUUUUAAAAUUAAGCUGCAAUUAUAAGGCAAAAUUUUAUUGUCUUAACUUUUUAUUGUACUUACAAGUUCAUUUUUAAAACACGUGAUGGCCGAAAUUGAAGAAACAGAUAGCUUGGACGUUACUGACGAAGAAUGGGAAAAUUAUAAAAAGAAGUUUCAAAAAAAUUAUAGUCCGACUGAAGACUCGCAAAGACGUAAAAUAUACGAAGCAAGUAAAAAAGUAAUAGUAGAACAUAAUAAAAAAUUUAAAGCUGGCGAAGUACCAUUCGCAAUGAGUAUUAAUCAAUUUGCCGAUAGAAAACCUGAAGAAGCGGGUGGUUGUAUGAAAAAGGCUUUAGGUAAAUAACAAGUUACUUUUUAGAGUAGUUUAUAAUUGUUAAAUUGUGUAUAAGAUAUUUAUUUUAUUUUUACAAUAAGUGUAGUAAAUACAAUGUUAAAAAUUUAAGAUCAUAUAUUUUCACCUGAAUUUUAAAUCAAUCAUAUACAA
Condylostylus longicornis is the source of this 562-nucleotide messenger RNA. Its product is annotated as cathepsin 8-like. The transcript has a single exon. The coding region runs from base 161 to 421 and encodes 86 amino acids. NCBI's taxonomy places the organism in Eukaryota, Metazoa, Arthropoda, Insecta, Diptera, Dolichopodidae. The record is from RefSeq and is a predicted model, not a curated record.